This is a messenger RNA of Chelonoidis abingdonii (Abingdon island giant tortoise), 5045 nucleotides long. RefSeq names its product kelch like family member 26 (gene KLHL26). Lineage: Eukaryota; Metazoa; Chordata; Testudines; Testudinidae. The record is from RefSeq and is a predicted model, not a curated record. Gene Ontology annotation, molecular function: protein binding.
CGGCGGAGGCGAGGGAAGAUGGCGGAGUCCGGCGGGGCCGAGUCGCCUUGGAGCGGCCGAGCAGCAUGGCUGACAAGAACAGCGCCCUGAAAUGCACGUUCUCUGCUCCUGGCCACAGCACCACUCUCCUGCAAGGACUGGCCUCGCUCCGGGCUCAGGCUCAGCUGCUUGAUGUUAUCCUCACUAUAAAUAACGAAGCAUUUCAGGUUCAUAAAGUUGUCUUGGCUGCCUGCAGUGACUACUUCAGGGCAAUGUUCACAGGAGGGAUGAGAGAAACCAGCCAAGAUGUGAUUGAACUGAAAGGGGUAUCUGCGAAAGGACUGAAACACAUAAUAGACUUUGCUUAUAGCGCUGAAGUGACUCUCGAUCUUGAUUGUAUUCAGGAUGUGCUGGGAGCUGCAGUCUUCCUCCAGAUGGUGCCUGUGGUGGAGCUCUGUGAAGAGUUCCUGAAGUCUGCGAUGAGUGUUGAAACCUGUCUUAAUAUCGGGCAGAUGGCCACCACCUUCAGUCUCACGUCCUUGAAGGAAUCAGUGGACGCAUUCACCUUUAGGCACUUUCUUCAGAUUUCUGAGGAAGAGGACUUUCUCCACCUGCCCCUGGAGCGCCUUGUCUUCUUUCUGCAGAGCAAUAAACUGAAGAGCUGCAGUGAAAUAGACCUCUUCCAUGCUGCCAUCCGCUGGCUGCAGUAUGACCAGUCCCGCCGGGCCAACGCCAGCCAGGUGCUCUGCCACAUUCGCUUCCCGCUCAUGAAAUCGUCCGAGCUGGUGGACAGCGUGCAGACCCUGGACAUCAUGGUGGAAGACGUCUUGUGCCGGCAGUAUUUGCUGGAGGCAUUCAACUACCAGAUCCUGCCCUUCCGCCAGCAUGAGAUGCAGUCUCCUCGAACCACCAUCCGCUCAGACGUCCUGUCCCUCAUCACCUUUGGCGGCACCCCGUACACUGACAACGACCGGACUGUGAGCGGCAAAGUCUAUUACUUGCCGGACACCAACGUGCGUCAAUUCAAGGAGCUCACUGAGAUGGAGGUGGGCAGCAGCCAUGCCUGUGUUGCUGUGCUCGACAACUUUGUCUAUGUUGUGGGGGGGCAGCAUCUGCAGUACCGCAGUGGGGAGGGAGCUGUCGAUAUCUGCUACCGCUAUGAUCCCCACUUGAACCAGUGGCUGCGCAUUCAAGCCAUGCAAGAGAGCAGGAUACAAUUUCAGCUGAACGUCUUGUACGGCAUGGUGUAUGCCACGGGUGGGAGGAACCGGUCAGGGAGCCUGGCCUCCGUAGAGAAGUACUGUCCCAAAAAGAAUGAGUGGACCUACGUGUGUUCUCUCAAACGCAGGACGUGGGGGCAUGCUGGGGCCACAGUGGGAGGCAAACUGUACAUAUCGGGUGGAUAUGGAAUAUCAGUGGAAGACAAAAAAGCCCUGCAUUGUUAUGACCCGGCAGUUGAUCAAUGGGAGUUUAAAACCCCAAUGAAUGAACCCAGAGUCCUGCAUGCCAUGGUCAGUGCAAAUACAAGGAUUUAUGCCCUAGGAGGGCGCAUGGACCAUGUUGACCGUUGUUUUGAUGUAUUGGCUGUGGAAUAUUAUGUGCCUGAAACUGACCAAUGGACAACUGUGAACCCUAUGCGGGCAGGUCAGUCAGAAGCUGGUUGUUGCUUGUUAGAGAAGAAGAUCUAUAUUGUGGGAGGGUACAACUGGCACCUGAACAAUGUAACGAGCAUUGUGCAAGUGUAUAACACGGAAACGGAUGAAUGGGAAAGGGACCUGCAUUUCCCAGAGUCAUUUGCUGGCAUAGCAUGUGCUCCAGUUAUACUACCACAAAUAACAACCCAGAGAUAACCAUGUGCGACUGUGCUGUCUGUGAGCUCAUCUCUUGUGUUGCAUAGUCUUAGGACUGUGUGUUGUCUCUUUGUUGUUUGCAAAUAACGGUGUGUGUUUCAUUUGUUUGGGGGGGAGGGCGGGGGAAGGAAGGAGGAAAAUACCUUGCAUUCCCUUCUCCAGGAAAUCUCCUCCUCCUCUUAUGUAGCAUUCUGGCAGCGUGUUCCAGCAGAAGCACUUGUUGGCCAGUUAGACUUAACAUAUGCUACAGCUAGACAAGGCUUUUGUUGUUGUUUUGGGGGGAGGAUGCAUUUCUCUGGCUGCCCAUCUUUUUAACCAGGUCCUGGAUUGCAGACAGGGACCGCUUAGGAGUGUGUUAUGUACUGUGGGAUGUUUAGAUGAGUUCCGAUUUGAUUUCAUUAAUGUUCCCCAGUUCCAGAAGCUCGCUGGGCUGUGUCGAUUUGUAUCAUCUUGUUGUUUUUAACAAAUAAAACCAAACUCUUUCUACCAGACUGACCUCCAGAAGCAAUAAGGGGAUGCUGGGAACUAGACGAGAUGAAGUGUAUGGUCUUGGCUUCCCAAGAACGGAUUUUUUUCUUUCCUUUUGUCUAAUAGGACACAGGUUCUCUGGCCACUGAGGUCUGUGUUGAUUCUGUUUGCUCUUCACCAAGUGGGAUAGUUGAAUGAAGCUCCUCUUCCCACUCCUCCAGAUAACCAUGUAUUGUCCUACUCAACAAACCCCCCCUUCCCUUGGGGCACCCAACCUUUGCAACCUUCAGGGGCCAGGUUGGCAGCUCACCAGGAGCCGGAAUGCAUUGCUAAUUGAUUCUAAAUAUGUGUGAUUUUUAUAAUCGCCAACAACGGUUGUGACACAUCCCUGGCAAUAAGAACCUUGGAGCUGUUAGAGGCAGAAGGCCCCCAGGGCCCUGUUGACUGUGUCUUUCACAUCUCCUUCCCCUCUGAGCGCAUUUCCCCUCCCAUCCCCUAUGCAAAUUUACCCAAACUGGGUUUUUUUAAAUACUACCAAAGAGCCAGGUGGUGCUUGGCCAUUUGCGAAAAGGUUCCCCCACCACUCCAUUUAUGGAUAAGAACCGUCUGCUCCCAAUAAAACAGAAAUCUGUGAAAUGUAAAUUUCUGUUGCCCCCAAAUGUUUUAUUCUUUAACUCGAGAUUCAUUUUAAGAGGGCUUUGUGGUGUGUGAAAUAGAUUUGUGUUUUCUGCACAUAGAAGGUUAUUACCUCUCAGAUACGUUUUUUUUCCAGGUCAGCUUUCUAAGGAAAUUGACCUGUUGGAGCAUUGAAGUCUCUUCUUUUAUCAGGAAUUCUAUGCCAAGGGCUUCAUUAUCUUUCUCUUUUUUGGUGUAUGCAAAAUUUUGAGAAACAGUUAGGGUCUGGCAUUAUAUAAAUGCUGAGCUGUCACCUUUUAUAGGGUGUAUAAAACAUCUGUUUUGCUAAUGUAUCAUUGAUCAGACCUAUUUCUGCCCAAGUGAUAAAGCAUGAGCUUCAUAAUUCAAAUUCAUGUUGAGAUAUCUUUCUCUAAGACUUAAAUUCAGGUAUUUGAAGAAGUGAUACGGUAAGUAUGCAUGUUACCCAGCUAAGCCCCAAAUCUGACUUGUUUUAACACAAAUCUGGUGGAAAUUUAAUUCUCCAUCUUCAUUCUGUAUUUUGCCAGUGAUGAAUUAAUAAAAAUAAAGCCCCUGUUUGCUGCGGACGUACUAGAGACGCUGCAAAAAAGGUGGCGUACCAACGAACGGACAAAGUUUGAGAGGAAAUAAAUGUUAAUAGAAGCACUAAAGCAACAAAAGAGCAGAGCCCCUUUUAUUAAAGUAUUCUACCCCUGCAUGUUUAUCAGAAGUUAGUAAACCCCAAGUGUAAUCUGCCUUUUUUCCUGCCAGUUGCAAAGUCCAUGUAACUUUGUGUGGGUUUCCUCCCAGAGGAACACUUAAGGGCUCGUCCUAUUUUUUUUCUAACCUUCAUAUAAAUACUCUUUCUACACCAGCAAUGCAGAGCCAAAGAGCAGCCCUCUGAUAACAAAGCAAGGUGCAUAUUCCCAGUGCUCACAACUACCCUACGGUAAACAAACCAGAGAGUCUGCAUGAAGGAUGAGGUAGGAUCCUGGUGCUAAGGAAAAUUAUUUUUUUUCAUUUCAAGCUUUGACAGUGGUGAUUAAAUUGUUGCAGGGAAAGACAAGAGGAAUAUACAUUAGAAAUUAUGAAAAAUACAUUCUUGAGGUCCUUUUAAAAUUACCCUUAUGGAAAAAAAUCAGUUGGAAUUUCUCUUUGGAAGGGUGACUACCUUGAUAGUAGGAUAUAAAAAGCCAUUCCGAAGUGGGCAUUAAUUAAGCACACUUACUGUAGCUUGACACUUACCCACUGAACUAGCCCAGUCACCGUACUCCCCUUCCAAUUCUCCAUGGAAUCUGUGCCAGGGUGGCUUUCCUGAUUCUCUAGCUGGAGACGGCUGGCAGAGCAGUGCUAUGCACCAUCUGUGCUUUAAUGGAAUGUUCUUUUUAUAGAUCUAUAUAAAAAUAAAAUUAUUUUUCAUAAUGUUAACUUUCAGAAUUCUAGUUGUUCUUAAUUUAAAAGAAAGUGGCUGAACUCUUGUGAAAAUGUGUAUCUUGCCUACCUGUAAUAAAAGUUGUUUUACUCAUGUAAAAUACAUAGUAAUGGCUCUGAACUGUUAUAUACCUAAGCUCUGUUAUCCUGAAAAUAAACUGGGUUCUUUGCUGGAUAGAAGCUACUUGAAUGAACACAGGUCUCCAUUACAAUAAUGCUGCUUUGUUUCUCAGAUGCACAAUUCAACAACUUUGAGUCUUAAAGGGACUCAGUGAGGGCAAAAGGUUCAGCUUUCCCAUAUGGAUUCUUCUGUUACGAGUCUGUCAUCUGGGAUUGAGUUUGCUUGGAAACCAUCUUCCUAUGUACAAGUAGCAUGGACCUGUUUGGGUGCAGAUUUCUCCUUCUCUCCUUUGCUCUGACCUCACUGGCUUUGUGCCUGUUGUUUGAUACCAUAGUGAUGGGCUCAGUAGAAAUACGCAGAUAGAUUUGUCCAGAAUUCAUUUUGGGGAGGGAAGGGGUGUGAAAGGACUCGCUUCACUUUUUGUUUUUUUUGUAGAACUCCUUACUGACUACGUUUUGCUGGGGGAGCUGCACUCGGCAUGGGAUCCUCUCCCCUGGAAGAAAGAACAAAGCCAAACAAAUGUUUGCUUGCAUUCUGAGUCCUUUGUUAGAUUCAAAGCAGCA